AAUGGCGGUACGGGGCGGGGCCGUUGGGCGAUCUUCACGGACGCCAAGGAGUCGAGCACCGUGUUCGAGCUGAAGCGCAUCGUCGAGGGUAUCCUCAAGCGGCCGCCGGAUGAGCAGCGGCUGUACAAGGACGACCAGCUUCUGGACGACGGCAAGACGUUGGGCGAGUGUGGCUUCACCAGUCAGACAGCACGGCCUCAGGCCCCCGCUACUGUGGGGCUAGCCUUCAGGGCAGAUGAGGCAUUCGAGGCCCUGCGCAUCGAGCCCUUCUCCAGCCCACCUGAGCUGCCGGAUGUGAUGAAGCCACAGGACUCAGGAAGCAGCGCCAAUGAACAGGCUGUGCAGUGAGAGGUCUCCCCAACUGUCCCCUCUCAAUAAAAGAUUUGGGUGUCCACCUGGUUGCUGCCUUUUUCUGCACACCCUCUCCUGACUCAGGCAUCCCCCUCCCUGUUGUGUGGCCCACCCUCAGCCUCUUCCAGCCCAGCCUUCUCAGCCUGGGAACAAAAAGGAUCUUGUGCUUUGUUUCUCCAGGGCAGCCCCUCCCAGCACGCUGGCUGGGUUCUGUGGGGGAUCUAGGCAGCCUCACCAGGCUCCCCUAAGACGUGGCCCUUGGGGGCAGGGGAUGCAGCCAGAAAGCAAAAGCAGCUCCUCUCCUAGCCCUCCCACCCCCAAUAAAGUUUGUAGACCGAA
This is a messenger RNA of Odocoileus virginianus texanus, 690 nucleotides long. Lineage: Eukaryota; Metazoa; Chordata; Mammalia; Artiodactyla; Cervidae. The record is from RefSeq and is a predicted model, not a curated record.